This is a messenger RNA of Lotus japonicus, 2012 nucleotides long. RefSeq names its product plant-specific TFIIB-related protein PTF2. The record is from RefSeq and is a predicted model, not a curated record. The transcript has a single exon. Gene Ontology annotation, biological process: transcription by RNA polymerase III; transcription preinitiation complex assembly; DNA-templated transcription initiation. Bases 153 to 1772 code for a protein of 539 amino acids. Gene Ontology annotation, cellular component: transcription preinitiation complex; nucleus; transcription factor TFIIIB complex. Gene Ontology annotation, molecular function: RNA polymerase III general transcription initiation factor activity; RNA polymerase III type 3 promoter sequence-specific DNA binding. Lineage: Eukaryota; Viridiplantae; Streptophyta; Magnoliopsida; Fabales; Fabaceae.
CCAACCGGGUGAUGCACCAGAAUUGCAGAAAACUCAACACCAAAACUCAGAGGUAUUUCCACAAUCGCCAUUAUCGAACCCUAAAUCGAGACAGAGGAAGGAGAGUGCGAAUGAUACCCUCACUCUCCUGAACUGCUACUCCAUUCUUGUUCAUGUCGAGCUCCAAUUCCUGCAUCCACUGCGGCAAAAGAUCCUUCACACGGGACGACACCACCGGCGAAUUAUUCUGCUCCUCAUGCUCCGCCGUUCAACCCUUCGACAAUUUCGAAGCCCAAAUCGGCGGCAUCAACGGCCCCGUCGGCACCUUCAUCCGCGUCGGAACCGCCGGUGCAGGCAGCCAUUACUCCUACAAAGACAGAAAACUCUUCACUGCCAACACCACCAUCGAGGAGUUGACACAUAGGUUAGGGUUAGGGUCCAAGACUGUUGAUGUCAAAAGCAUGAUAUCUCAAAUCACUGAGGGUGAGUUUGGGAUGGGGCAUUGGUUUGAGGUUUUGAUUGGUGCUUGUGCUUAUGUGAUUAUGCGGAAGGAUGAUCGCCCUCUGCCUAUGGCGGAGGUCGCGUCCGCGGUUGAUUCGGAUGUUUAUGAGCUCGGGAGGAUGAUACUGCGUGUUAUUGAUUUCUUGGGGUUGAAGAGACCUGAUUUUCCUGAGUUUGACAUUGUGCAUUCAUUGGAACGGACGCUCAAGAAUUCUCCCAGUUUUGCUGAUGUUGAGGGGUGGACGUUGGACCGGAUGCGGAAGCAGGGGGUGUUUUUGAUUCAGUGUGCGGUGAAGUGGUACUUGAGCACCGGUCGCCGGCCGCUUCCAUUGGUGGUUGCGGUUUUGGUUUUGGUGGCGGAGUUGAAUCAGGUUGAAGUUCGGAUGGAUGAUUUGGCUAAGGAAGUUCAUGCUGUGGUUUCCACUUGUAGAACUAGGUACAGGGAGCUUCUUGAGACACUUGUGAAAGUUGCACAGGUGUUGCCUUGGGGAAAGGAUAUUACCACUAAGAACAUUGUUAGGAAUGCGCCGUUUGUGAUUCAGUAUAUGGAGAAGAAGUCUAUGUCGAAACCUGGUGAGAAGAGAAAGAAUCUUGAUCAGCCUAGGUUAGAUUUGGCAGAUGUUGUUGCUGAAUGCUUAAGACAGGAUGAUGAUGAUGGUGGUUGUGAAUAUGGGUUUAUUGGCAUAGCAUCAAGAAAGGACUCUCAGUAUUUUUCAUUAGGAAGUAAUGCUGAUCUAGCAGCUAUCAAGGAUGUUGACGGGUUUCAGAUUUCACCUGAAUGUUUAUCCAUGUUGUAUAAGAGAUUUUUAGAAGAGAAUCGUGGUGCUAAGUUUUCAAACAGCGAUAAUGCUCAGAAGUUUCAAUGGUCAGGACUUAAUCUCCAGGAUUGUAGGGAGUGGUGGGAUGGGAAGUCAGAGCUGAGCAAAAAGCUUCUGCUCAUGAAUUUACUAGAGAAGGAUGUUGGAAUGGAUGCCAUGCCACCCUCAUUUGUUACUGGUCAAUUGAAAUAUAAAAGGAGGCAAGAGAAGAUCAAUGCUGCUAAGAUGAGGAUAAAAAGAAUUGCGCAGCCUUCAGAGGAUGGUCUGGGUGAUAUUUUGAAUCCUGACCUUUUAGAUGAUUCUUAUCCUGAGAGAAGAAGGAAGAAGAGAAGAGGAACUGUAGUUGACGAUAUUGAUUGGGAAGACUUGAUUAUUGAGACCCUUAUUCUUCAUCAAGUAAAGGAGGAGGACAUUGAGAAGGGGCAUUACAAUACCUUACUGGAUCUAUAUGUGUUUAACUCUGGCAUUGUCUAAGCGAGGUUUACCAUAAACAAGCAUUACAUGAGAAGUUUCAUUUUGUUUUGCAUAGAUAUCUUUUGACAGACAACCAUCAGCUUGAUAUUUUCUUGCUGCAAGUUUUGUACUAGGAUUAUUAAGAAUGGCAGGUACAUUUGUUUUGGUUUGCCACUCUACAAAUUCAAGUGCCUUAAUGUAUAUUCGGUACCGUAUAGGGUAUAAUUUGCUAUCAAGAGAUUUUGGUUCUAUACUGUUAAA